AUGAUGACUAUAUCGUUACUUUUAUCCUUGCUGCUCAUUGCCCUUGCUUUGAAGCCUUUUCCUGUGGUUGCUGAAGCUGCUCCUGACCCAGUACUUGACAUCGAGGGAAAGAAGCUCCGGUCCGAGGUUGAUUACUACAUCCUGCCAGUCAUCCGUAGGAGAGGCGGUGGUGGCCUCACCCUGGCCAGCACUGGGAACGAGACUUGCCCUCUUGAUGUUGUCCAAGAACAACAUGAGGUAUCAAACGGUCUCCCAUUGAUGUUUAUGCCAGUGAACCCCAAGAAAGGUGUGAUUCGUGUGUCCACUGAUCAUAACGUCGAGUCCUCUGCUGCCACAAUCUGUGUACAAUCCACUGUGUGGAAGCUUGACUAUGACGAAUCAUCGGGACAACGGUUUGUCACAACUGGUGGGGUUGAAGGGAACCCGGGGCGUGGAACUUUGAGCAACUGGUUCAAGAUCGAGAAAUAUGAAGAUGACAACAAUCUGGUCUUCUGUCCAACAGUGUGUGAUUUCUGUAAGCCUGUUUGUGGGGACAUUGGCAUUUAUAUCCAGGAUGGAUAUAGGCGCUUGGCUCUGAGUGAUGUGCCCUUCAAGGUUAUGUUCGAGAAGGCUUGA
Messenger RNA from Vitis riparia (riverbank grape), 615 nucleotides. RefSeq names its product kunitz trypsin inhibitor 5-like. The transcript has a single exon. The record is from RefSeq and is a predicted model, not a curated record. Gene Ontology annotation, molecular function: endopeptidase inhibitor activity. Bases 1 to 615 code for a protein of 204 amino acids. NCBI's taxonomy places the organism in Eukaryota, Viridiplantae, Streptophyta, Magnoliopsida, Vitales, Vitaceae.